GUUCCAAAAUGUUAAUUACGGAGCUACUCACAAAAGAAAAUUUAGAAAUCUAUAAAAGUGCUAGGGAAUUAUUUAAAAAUUCGGCAUGGUCGUAUAAUGGACUGGUAUAUAUUUCAGAUUCUGUCGGAUCGAAAAAACUAAUUCGCAAAUUUCCAGAACUUGAUGUUUAUCGCAACUAAAACAAUAUAAACAACAAUGGUGGCUAAAUAUUUGUGUGCGUAAAUUGGUGUACGCGAGUGAUGUGCCAUAAAGUAUAAGUUUGGAUUAUAAUACCAUCAAGCAAACUGCCUUAAGAAAACGAAACGAAAUAAGAGGCAUUUAUCUAAAAAUACCUUUCCCUCUAAACUUCAAGAUAUAUUUCUUUAAUGUGACAAACCCAAUGGAAGUACACAAUGGUGCAACCCCAAUACUUCAACAAGUAGGGCCAUACUAUUAUGAUGAAUACAAAGAGAAAAUAAACGUCGUAGAUAAUGAUGCUGAAGAUAGUUUGCAGUACGACGCUUUUGAUACAUACCAAUUCAAUAAAACGUUAUCUGGCUCUUUAUCGGAUGAGGAUUAUGUGACCAUCAUACAUCCGCUACUUGUAGGUAUGGUUAAUACAGUAACAGCGACGUCUCCUGCGUUAUUGUCGAUAGUAAACCAAGCCAUUACGCAUAUUUUUAAUGAACCAAAGACGAUAUAUUUGACAGAUAAAGUAAAAAAUAUUAUGUUUAACGGUAUGGAAUUAAAUUGCCAGGGAUCAGAUUUUGCUUCAAAAGCAGUAUGCACGCAAAUAAAAUCUCAGAUGAAAGGAGUAAAAGAAUCACCAACACAAAAAAAUGUAUUAUUAUUUUCUUUAAUAGGACCCAGGAACGCCACUAUUGCUGACACAAUUAAAAUCAUGAGGGGUAUUAAAAAUUACAGAGAUCUGGGAAGAGUACUAGAAGUUAAUGGUAAAAAGGAUAUUGGAUUGUGGGGAACUGAAGAAUGCAACAGGUUUAAAGGCACGGAUGGUUGGAUUAUACCUCCACUUCUAAAACCCGAAGAAGGAAUUAAAUGUUAUACUACUCACUUAUGCAGGAAUAUUGCCCUCGACUAUGUUCGAGACGAUGUAGUUAAAGGAAUUAACGUACGAAGAUAUGAAGGAAAUUUAGGCGACCAGCAAAACAAUCCAGCUGACAAAUGUUACUGUCCAGAAUCAAGACCAUGCCUUAAAACAGGAACAUUUGAAUUAUCGAAAUGUGUAGGUGCACCAAUUAUAGCCAGCUUGCCGCAUUUCUUGGACGCAGAUGAAUCGUUGUUGACCCAAGUUAAAGGCUUAAGCCCAGUCCAUGAAGAUCAUAUUAUGAAUGUAAACAUUGAUCCGAUGACCAGUGCUCCAAUUAGUGUUAGAAUCAGAGUCCAAAUGAAUCUGGAAAUAGCGCCAAAUCCUAAGAUUACAAUAAUGAAUAAUCUUACCACUGCGUUACAUCCUAUUUUCUGGUUGGAAGAUGGUUUAGACUUAGAAGGUCCAUUGUUUACAAAAAUCUCGAAUAUCUUUAUACUACUAAAAAUGGCUCACAUAAUGAAAUGGCUCUUUCUGGUUGCGUCAAUCGGAGUAUUCGGAUAUGGAAGCUAUACGCAUUUCAAAUCAAGCAAGAAAGUUAAGAUUACUCCAGUACACCAGCGUACAACUACUGAUGAUAAUCCUGUAAAAAGAAGUACCAACGAGUUGAUCAGUCAACUUAGAAACGAGGGAAAAAACGGAUAUACAAAUAAUAUUAUGAGCGGUCAUGAAUUUGAUAGAUACAAAUAAAAAAUUAACGAAAUUAAUAUUAAGCUUGUGUUACAGUAUUUUCAACAACCAUUUUCUGCUGUUGAAGGAAUUGUAACAAAAAUAAAGUGAGAACUGUUUUUUGUAUCUAAACUGAAUUGUUAAAAUAUGGUUUUCUUGAUUUAUAAAAAAUAACCAUAUUUAUAACGAUAUUUUUAAUGCCACUUAAUAUCCAGUACAAACAAUUGAUACCUACUGUCUGUUUAAUAGUUCAGUCCCUGAGUUAAAUAUCUGUAUUAACCCUCAGUCUCUCACUACGUUUAGAUUUCUGUACAGUUACUUACCAACGGUACCUGUAAGCCACCUUAUUUUAUCGGUCAUAACUUUGUACAAUAAGCUAAAAGCGUUGAUUGUUUCCAACGAUCCUAGAGUAGGACACUUAAUCAAACGUAAACAAACCUUAAUAAGUGCGUUCGCGGGUAAAGUGGACAAAUUGUCGCCGACAAUUUCUAACCUCACUUAAUAUAAAUAAUACCGUUAAUAGAUAAAUACACAAGGUAUAUUUACUUUUAAUUAAUAUUAAUAACUAAUUAUUAAAUUAUGCUAGGCAAAUAUACCUUGUAUAUUUAUCUAUUAACGAUAUUUAUAUCAUUUUAAAGUGCGCAUGCGUUUUGCUGCUAAUUUGUCGCCGGCAGGCACCCGCGAACGCACUUAUUAAGUGCGUUCGCGGGUCCCUGUCGGCGACUAUUCGGCGACCAGUUAGCAGCAAAGCGCAUGCGCACUUUAAAAUAAUAUAAAUAAUAUCGUCAAAGAAUACCUACCUACGGUAGAUAUGUAUACUUUGAUAUCGUUAAUAGAUAAAUAUAAAAGGUAUAUUUACCUAGUAUAAUUUAAUAAUUAGUUUUCACUUACCCUUAUUAAGUGCAUUCGCGGGUGCCUCUCGGCGACUAGUCGGCGACAAGUUAGCAGCAAAGCGCAUGCGCACUUUAAAAUGAUAUAAAUAAUAUCGUUAAUAGAUAAAUGUACAAGGUAUAUUUACCUAGUAUAAUUUAAUAAUUAGUUAUUAAUAUUAAUUAAAAGUAAAUAUACCUUGUAUAUUUAUCUCUUAACGGUGUUAUUUAUAUUAAGUGAGGUUAGAAAUUGUCGGCGACAAUUUAUUUUGUCCACUGUACCCGCGCACGCAACUAAUGUUUAUUAAAACUAAAUCGUCUGAAGUAGCCCUGGGCCUGCAAGGCCUGUUGAGCUUUUAAAUAAAUAAAUAAAAUCGUUUUAAUGCCAUUAUUUUUGAAGUAUUGAAAAUCAGCUAAUAACUAAUUGGCUCCGUGCGUCUCCCUCUAUUUACAUAAAUUUACAGUCACAUGACACGCUGUCAGUUUUGUAAAGACGUUUUAGUAUUGAAUCUUAUGGGAUUAUUUUGCUUCAAUAUUUUAUUUUCUAGUGAUAAUAAAGAAAUAAAAAUUGUUAGAAUUCAUUAGUUAUUCUUUUAUAAUGUCAUUUGUAGUUCAACAAAAAUAUUUUUUGUCGUUAAUAAAGAUUUAUUGACAUAAUUGACGAUAGUGAGGUUAUAUAGGACAUACCGUAUCCGUACUUUUUGGAGUCAAUUCGGAUUUAUCAGAGCUAAAAAGUGUAUGUAAUAUGUACAAAACUUAUAAAAACGUAAAUAAUAUUAUUGUACAGUGUAUAUGUUGAUGUGUACAUUGCCACAUCCUUUGUACGUAUAGAAAAAGUUAACCUCACUUCAUCCUUAUAACAGCUUUAAUUAAUUUUAUUCUUUGAUCUAAUUUUUUUGGGAAGGAGGAAAAUAAAAGUAUUUCACAUCACUAGUUUUCCAUGUAUUUUUACAGUGAACAACACAACAAAUAACGUGAUAUGGCAUUUUUUUUUAAAUGUUCCAUUUAAACAUACAAUAAAGCGUCCUUACAAAGAUUCAAGCAACCGCCACCAUGAGUAGGUCGGUCGAUUUUGCUUUGACACUAUGUUAACGUUCGGAGCGAAUAGAUAAUUUUUAACAGAAAAUUCUCAAAUUUACUAAAAUUUACUAAAAAACGCGUUUACGUCAUUCAAGAUUUCUGACGUCAGAGCAUUGCCAAAACGUUAGAAUAUGACUUUUGGUCAUGGCCAUGUUUCUUUUAUAGUGAGAAGCUAGGUAUCAUUAAUACUUGUCAGAUAUAUUUUUCUUUGUUAUUGCUUACGGUACAAAUAAUAUCUAAUAAUUAAUUAUUAUUAUCAAAUGAUUAAUGUACAAAUAAUAUCUUAUAAUUAAUUAUGCCAAUCACUUUUUAUUACUUGCCGAAAUAUAUUAAUUAACAAUAAUCGUAAAGUGUAUAGCUGAUUAACAAAAUAGACCAUUUUAAUUUUAAAGCUAAAAAUUACAGUUGCAUGUGUACUGAAUAUUAUUGAAUAGUAGUGAAUAAAUCCUAUUUAUUUCCAAUAAAAUAUUGUAUUGUAGGUAUAACACGAGAUUGUUUAUAAAUAAAUAAAGCUUUGGAAAAGUUAUAAAAUAAUAUGUAUUAGUACCGUAAAAUGGGGUUACUUUGACCGCUGGGGUGAAUUUGACCAAAAACAUAGAAAAAUAUCUAUUGUGAUAUACUUCAGCCACCCUGUAUAAUUUUUAAAAUUCAUUUUUAAUUAAAAAAACAGAAUUAAUAUUCCAAGGGUUGUUAAAUCCACCGAUAUAACGAAUUAAGAAAAAAUGGUUUAAAAAACGGUCAAAUUAACCCCACUUACAAGAAAAAUAAUUUUACAGGCAAAAUGCAUAUACGGUCAACUUCCCCCAGAUGGGGUGAAUUUUUUAUUUUUUUUUUUUUUUUUUCUAAGUCAUGAUUAUUUUCUUGUAAUUAUAAUCUAAGCUACUGAAAGUAGACGCCUAAACCCAUAACAUAUUUGCAUAUAGAAAAAUGUAGCAAAAUUUAAAAUAUGAUUUUUAUAGGACUAAAGUACAAAAUCGGUCAAAGUCACCCCAUUUUACGGUACCUAUUUUUAUUUCAAUGACUAUAGGUACUUCAGUAUUUUUUAUUUUUUAAUGUUAGAUUAGGUUAGUAAUACAUAUACCUAAAUAAUAAUAAAGUACCUGUAGGCACAUAAUGUAGAUAAUAAAAAGCCAAAUCUUUUAUUUCUUUAUAAACAAUCUCAUGCAUUUUUGCAUGUGACAAAUGUGUGACAAAAAGAAAUUUGUUGAAUACGCAGCUAUUGCAAGAAAACGUUUUAUCCCCCAUAUAAUCUGAUGAACUUACUAGCUUUGAACAAACCGUCAAUCUUUAGGAUUCUUCUAAAUAAUGUUAAGUCGUGUAAAUUGAAACUUUAGAUUAUAAAAUUAGUCGUGUAAAUUAAUAAUACCCCGUAUUCCUACUUAGUAUGUGGUUAGUCACCCUGAACGAUCUGGGUGCGAAAAUUUUUUCCCUUGUCUACCCUGGAUUGUUUUUGUAGUGGAUUCGGAGAUGGAUUCGUAAUUGUCUUGGUGUAUGGUGAGGCGUCGAUUUCAAGAAGUGUUACUGGCUAAAUGGGCGCAGUUCCCAAAGACCAUAAAAGAAAAAAAAAUCUCAUGCAUACCUACAAUACACUAUAAAUUGUGGAGGUUAAUUUUACAGUAAACAAAAACAAAGAAAAAUAUAUGUGACAAGUAAUGAUGUCUACUUCUCACUGUGCAAGAAAUAUGACCAUGAUGAUGCAGCAGACAACGCCCAAACCCCAACUAACAAAAUAAUACCGGAUUUACACUCAGUCCUAUUGGACAGGGAAUUGGGCAGGGAAGUGGGCAGCGUGAAUGUGUAAAUAGCUUACUCGCUCUGCUGCUGCUCAUGCUACUGCCAUUGCACUGCAAUCUCCAAAAAGUCGGUUUUCGUCAUGGAAGUCGAAGGACUGGCAGUGCGAGCGCGAGUGAGUAUUCACAUUCAACUAUUCUCUCUCUCACUUACCGCCGGCAAAGCGACAAGUGAGUAAGUGAGCAAGACGAUGCUGUCGGCACAUUCCAUUCUUGAGAGUCGUUCGGUAAAUGAUUUGUGAGGACAUUGGCGAGGAACUGAUGUGAACACCUCACUCGCAUCGAUAUCGUAUUUCGGGCAAUAUUUCCGACAGCAGCAGCGGCAAUGUCUGAGUAUAAAUCUGGCGUUCCGGAUUUACACUCAGUCCUGUUCGACAAGGAAUUGGACAGGGAAGUGGGCAGCGUGAAUAUGUAAAUAGCUCACUCGCUCUGCUCAUGCUCAUGCUACUGCCAUUGCACGACGAUGCCCAAAAAGUCGGUUUUUGUGGCGGAAGUCAAAUGAGAGGCAGCGCGAAUACGAGUGAGUGUUCACAUUCAGCUACUCUCUCUCUCUCUCACUUGCCGCCGGCAAAGCGGCAAGUGAGUAAGGAAGCAAGACGAUGCUGUUGUCACAUUCCAUUCUUGUGAGUCGUUCGGUAAUGAGUUGUGAGGACAUUGGCGAGGAACUUAUGUGAACACCUCACUCGCGUCGAUAUCGUAUUAGGGGCAAUAUUUCCGUCAGCGGCAGCAGAAGUGGCAAUAGCUGCAUAAACAAGAAGCCAUGAUGAAAAGUCUUAAUCUAUGUUUUAACAAUGCUCUGACGUCAGAAAUAAAUGACGCAAGCGUGAUUUUUGUAGUAAAAAUGGUAUUUAUACUUACUUCAAUACAAUACGUGGGAUAUAAAUGAAUUAUAUUACCAGAAUUUGGUGCUACUCAAAAUUACCGCGGGGAGACUAAUAGGGAUUUAAAUAGUUUCGUUGGAAAUCUUUAAAAGUCUAAAAUAUGUAAAAAUUCAAAAAAUAUCCGCACAUUAAGAAUAAUAUCACAUAAUAUACUAUUUUGCACUAGACAUAAUUUGAAUGACCUUUUAUUGUUUAGUACGUUAGACACUUUAAAUAAAAAUAAAUUAUUCUACAUUUUAACAUUCGUAUAUAAACGAAAUGUCAAUGGCACCAGAGAAAAACGUUGUCUUCUGAUGGCACUAAAGUCGAAACGUUAAAUAAAGUUAUUACUUUGAAAAAUUACUGUCAAAAUUAGUAUAAAAGUCUACAUUUAAGUAUACAAGGUGUUAGUGUGUUAAAUAUUUUGUCUUUAGAAUUGUAUAAUAAUUAUUAUAAAGAUAAAUUAAAACAUAAUCAAAGAAAAAUAACAAUAAACGAAAGGUUGAGAACUUUUAGGUCUCUAUGAUCUCUAUCUAUCUAUCCAUAAGCGAGGUUCCUACAGCCUCUGCUCUGCCGCUUCUAGCAUUUCGACUGCCAUCGUUUUCUGUCUAUGCAUUCGUCUUCUUUGAUAGCUCUAUCUCUAAUUAUGUACCGUACAUUAUCUUCCCAGGUAACUGAAGGCCUUCCCCUUCUUCUUCUUUGAUGUCGUAUGUAAUUUAAAUGUUUCUUUGGCCAUCUAUUUCUAUUCGUUCGUUUCACGUGACCAUACCACACUAAUUGUCUCAUUUCAAUUUUAUCUACACUGAAAUAUACAGUAUUUGUCCUCCUUCUAAUAUCUUCAUUCCUGAUGUGAUCGUUUUUGAUAUACCAAACGCUCUCUUUAGAUAAUCGAUUUCUACUACUUCUAUUCUUUUUCUAUCUUUCAGAGUAUGCUGCCAUCAGAAAUAAUAAAACUGGUUAAAAAUUAUCAAAGUUAUAAAACUGUUUACUUGUGGCAUGUUAAAUUUAGAAGGUAUUUGAUUUAAGGGAUUGAGCCACAAUUAUUGUUGGUGUAAUGAAAAUUACAUUCCUUAUGAAACUAUUGUUUGAAGUUUCGACUUCCUUUCCGGAAAUCGUCCUCAGAAAAUUAAAAAGAAAAUUAGGUCAGAAAAUUCUGCGAAAAUUCUCACACCCUGAUCUUUUUAGGUUAUGUGUAUCUUCCUUGCAAAUGAAAUUUGACCUCGAUCUUAAGCACCUAUUUUAGUAAUCUGUGGUUGAAAAAUAUUGUUUGAAGUGAUGUUACCAGGUGGUAAAGUCAUAGACAUAUUAACAAUAGACCAGGCUAGGGAUAUGCCACUCAAUGCAUCGGGGUGUAACGCCAAUAUCAAGUACGGUGGUCUAGCUAUCUUUGUCUGUCGUACGAGUGUGAGCGUAUCUACCAAGAGGUGGGAGUUAUGGAACGACACUGACACAGAGGCAGCGGCCAUCAUUUGCUAGAGAGAGAAAGCUCAGCGCCGCUAGAGAGAGAUAGAUAGACCACCGACCCGAACUGCCUCGCGGUACGCUAUUUUUCGGAACUUGCCUACUCUGUGUUAUUAUAUCUAUGGGUAAAGUCCGUUCGCUCAACUCAGACGCAUUUUGACAGAUUUCGAGUAGGAAACAUGUAACACAAAAAUUCCUAUCUCACGUUUUUAACAGCUCAAAUAAAUUUGCCAUCGCAUAAUUUCAUUGAAAAAAAGAAGAAUUAUUAGAAAUAGUGGGAGUGUACCUAUCCUAAACUCAUAAAAUUUUUCACCCAAUAAUUUGUUUCGAAAUCCUGAGAAAACUAAUUAAUAUUUUUGAAAAAUUUAAACGAAAAAUGAAAGAAUACACUAUUACCGAGGGCCAAUAGUCCCUGAAAACCUCUAUAAUAUUUAUUUGAAUAAGUUACAGGGAUAAAAAAAGAAAAAAUUUAUUGUAAUUUUCAAUCUCAACAUAUACAUCUUAUUCUAAAGAAACAAUUUGUUUAUUUUAAGGGACUUUCGGCCCUCAGUAAUAAUGUAAUCUUUCAAGCUGCGUUUAAUUUUUUUUUUAAAUAUUUUUAUUAGUUUAUUUAGGAUUCGAAAACAAUGAAUGCAUUUAGAAAGCAUUGCAAGCAAAUAAAUUUUGCGCCUACGCUCUUAAUAUUGGCUAUGAGUCUGUCAAAAUGUAACUAAUUUCGCAAAAAAAUAAUUACUAAAAUUACUAGACAAUUAUUGUGUUUGAGAUUAGCAAACCGACUAUAUCAAAUUCUGACUGUUUUUUGUAUAUUGUAUGUAGGGCUUUUCAACGAUUCACAUUUGUUUCGAGCUUCUGUCAUAUGUUGUAUAAUCUGCGUAUGUUAAUUACGGCAGCCUAUUAUAUUGUAUCCUUUGGAUAACCAUAUAAUAUAGUUUAAUGCACCCGAAAAGCUCCCCCUGUCCAUGGGUAUGGGCGCCCAUGAUAUUAAUGUUAUACAUUUACAUAUAAUAUUAUACAACAUAUGAAGAUUAUACAACAUAUGAAGCACACAGAAGCUCGAAACAAAUGAGAAUCGUUGAAAAGUACUAUUGAUUUUUUGUUAGUAUGUUUGUGUAAUCUGUUAUAAAGAUGUGAUUGUCGAUUGAUUAAAAUUAAAAUUAAAAAUUAUAAGUAAGAAAUGUGACUCAAAAAUCCCUUGUGGCAAAAAUUUAUUGGCACAAAGGAUAGUUGAAUAAUGAACAAUAUUUACUACUAAAAAAUCUAGAGUUCGCAUACCUACAUAUUGCACCCCGACUUCGUUAGUGCCAUAACUAGUGUGACAAACUAGUCCGAAAAAUCCGGGACAUGGCCCAAAUUACGAAGUCGUGUCCUAGUGUCCCGAACAAGGCUUCCGGGCCAUCCGAAUGUUCAACCUUUUUUGCUAAAAUUUUAUUUGAAAUUUUGAAUACGUUACUCUUCUAAGAUUUCACAUCGAAUGGAAUUGGUGGGAUGAAAAAACUCAACAAUUUGUAGACUGUAACACUAAUACGUAUUACCACAUCCAAAACGCAUGCAUUUUAUAUCGUCGUAUUAUAGUUCUACGAAAACUCACUGUGAACUUUUUUGGUUACUAUAUUUUAAUUAUCGUCUUCUGAAAAGAGGAUUCAAAAACAAUAACAAUUCAUGUACACACAUGAAUCAGCUGCCCAAAAAAUGGCCCGAUUUUCAUUGAAAAGUCCCGGAUUUCAGGUAUCUUUUUCAGCGUUGUCCCGAAUUCGACUGAAUUGGAGUUGGUCACACUAUCCAUAACCCUAAAAAAAAGGAAAAUAUUUUUUUUGGCCUAACACGUUCCUACAGGCGUUGUCUUUUAUGGCCUGUGUCGCUGUGUAUUACCUUUUCCGAUUUUGGCUCUCGGCAUUAGCAAGAGCGCCACAAACAGUUUGCGUCACGCUGUGGUCGAGAGUGGAUGUGUGGUAAUUCAAUUCAUCUUUGAAUAUUGCCCUAAUAUGUGAUAAUGCCUUUGUUUGCCAAGAAAAAUUACUCAAAUAAAACCUGUGUUAGUGCUAUAACCUGCAGCAGAUUGAUGCGCCCUAAUCCUCUCAAUUUUGAAUAUGGGUGCCUUAACAUUAUCACCUUAUCAUAUUUUAAUGGUGAAUUUCAGGGUAAAGUAAUGUACCUAAAAAUAAAUACAGUGGAACCUCGAUAAGUCGGCCCCCGAUAACCCGGAAGUCCGACUAACCUGGACCGAUUUUCAUCAGACAAACAUUUCAACGAUAAAAAUGUAUGUAUUAUGUUGUGUAAUUUGAACUAUACGAUAGUAAAAAUGACUCACGACGGCGGCGGCAGAGCGAUGUUAAUUAUCUGGGGCUAUCGCAAACAAGAGGCACCUGUUAUUCCUUUAUUUAUUUCCAACGGUCUUUUAAAAAAUUAUUUUUUAAACAAUGGUCUUUUAAACAAUGAAAGAGCCACUGUUCUUAAAUAACAUAACAUUGUUCCGAUGGCAACCGAAACUGACUGAGUUUUUCUACCUAGAAAUGAACAUAUUAUGAACAAUACUCUAUCCUGUCUAUACUAUACUCUAUACAACUAUAGGUAAGUUAGAUGUGUACUGUGCGUAUAUAUUUCAUGUUAUUUUAAUUAUAACGGACUUUAUCUAUAAGUAUACCGUAUUUUAUUAAUUUUUACCAUGCUCUCCGGCUAACCCGGAUUUUCGAUAACCCGGAUCGGCCGCGGUCCCGAUUAAUCCGAGUUAUCGAGGUUCAUGAGUGCAGAAUUUGGUCAACUUAGAUAGUGACGUUGCAGAUAAAAAAAAAAUGAAAAGAGUUCACAUAAAAUCUUGUAUUUGCUCUCCUAAAAAGUUUACCAUUUCGGGGUUAUGGCAAUGACGAAGUCGGGGUGCGAUAUAUCCAUAUGAUAUAAAAUAAAGGUAAAAGAGGUAUCAGGCAGAUUGUGCCUAUUGUAUAUAUCUAAGAAAUACAACUGAAGGUUCUUUAUACUAAAACAAGACUGUUUUAGAGCAACGAUGAUCAUGGUCUGUAUUUAGUAUUAUACCUAUGUCAAAGAAUACAUAUCUACCACUGGUAGAUAUGUAUUCUUUGCCUAUGUAGUAUGUAUAUAAUAGCAGUACAUGUGUAGUUAAGUACAGUAAAUAUCAUUGAAAGGAUUUUCUCUCUCACAUGCACUAUUAUGUUGCACGACAUCUUUACUGUGAUUGAUUUCCAAUAUUUCGAUGUAUCACUAAAAGACAUAAAGGUAGUCCACAUGCUACUAUGAUCCAAUAGGUAGCCUAAAAUGUAUAUUACAACUACACGAGUAACACGAGAACUUUUAUGGAACCUAUUGGAAGUAUUAAAAAUAGACUGGACGCUGACCUGCAAACCACACUUGCAUUAUAGUUAUUAAGGUACCAAGGUUAUCAUCUAUAAUACCCGUGGUGCCUUCAACGUUUAAUGUCCGACUAAAUAAUUCUUUAUAUUCAAAAAAUUUGAAUGAAUUUUGAAUUAAUUAGUUUUCAAAUAAGUACAUUUACCUACCAGCAAUAGUCGUAACGUAAUUGUGGUAACCAUAGUUUUACUUUGCUUAUUAUUUAUCAACUUGACAGUAUUUAACUCGUUAUUUAAAUUUAAUACCCUAGGGCGUUAUUUUUAAAAAUAACGCCCAAGGGCAUUAUAUCGUACUUAACUGACUCCGAAAUCAUGUCAUUAUUUGAAAAAUAAUAUACCAGUCGGACAUUAAUAGAUUUUAUGGUACGUAGUGUUAAGACUAAACUAAGGUGGCCACUACAUGUGCAUUAGGUCUUACAAUAAUAGAGUUCUAUAUUAUUUACAUAUAUGAAGCGUGGUUUUGUUUUUACAUUUUUCAAAAAUAGUGAUACUUAGUCCACAUGAUGAUCUACAAAUUAUAAAGUGGGCUAAAACAAUUUUUCACACAAAUUUUCACAAAAACUUUUCCUUUUUUUUUAAAGAACACUUUCAUUAGUACAGAUAUAAUGACCGUACCUUCAAACAUGUUCUUUAAUUUGAUAUUUAUUGGUACUGGUCUUAACCGGCGUUACAUACUGUUACAAAAUUAAAAGAUUGAUUUGGUAAUAAACACACUGCUCUUCUUUUAUGUGCAGCACAAUAAUUGCCUGACAUAAAUUCCAUUAAGUUCGUAUGGAAUAUGUUCCAAGCAGGAUCUCCUCUCAUCUGGCAAUGUUCAUCCUCUCCAACUCCUUCAAGGUCUUACAAAACUGAUUACCUCAAAGUUAUAUUAUAACACCGGUUUAUAGCGUCCUUCGCCUUCCGGUUGCUAUUUUCCAGUUGCGUCGAUCUGUCCAAUCUUCUGGUCGUAGAUCUCUCUCAGAGAUUGCUUUCUGGAUUCCACUUAUCCAGGUAAUAUUCGGUCUGCCCCUUCUCCUCUUUCCGGGGUUGCCAUUCCAUUAUUAGCUUUGGGAGUCGAUGUUCCUCCAUUCUCUGUACAUGGCCAUACCAACAAAUUUUCUUGGAUUUCUUCUAUUAUGUUUAUUUUCCUAUUCAUAAUAUCUCGUACUCGUUCAUUCGUUAUGUGUGAGACUCUAGAAAUGCAGGCCGAUCUUCACCAGAAGUCCAUUUCCAUUGCGAGCAACUUUUUUUUAUAUGUUUAUUAGGCAAUCUGUUAUAACAUAUAACAAUAGGCACAUUUUAUCUGAGAAAUAAUGACAUGAAGAGAUUGUGACCAGCGCCACACAUCUCUAGAAAGAUAAUAUUAAAUUACUGUAUUACAUAUAUUAACUUAGCUACUGUAACAAUAUUAAUGUCUGUGCGGUAAAUCUAAUGGUGUCUGCCUCUUUAACCGUUUUGUUUCCUGACUGUUGUCUAAAAAAUUAAUUGCAAGCACAUUCGCGUGGCUUUCAAGACGUACGAUGUAUUUUGCACUUAACUCCACUAUCACUUCACUGACGGUUUUCGUUUCCAGGUCAUUGUAAAUAUCCCUGUUAGUAAGAAACCACGGAGCAUCGAUUAUUGAACGUAACACCUUGGACUGGAAUCUCUCAAUUAUGGAUAAAUUCGACUUGGAUGCUAUUCCCCAGAGCUGCAGACCAUAUACCCAGACUGAUUUGAAUAUUGUGUUGUAGACUAACAGUUUAUUUCUUGUCGUGAGCUUAGACUUACGCCCUAGAAGCCAAUAAUGCUUACUAAAUUUUAUGCCCAGUUGUUUCCGUUUGUUCCAUAUAUAGGUUCUCCAGGUUAAUCCCCUGUCCAAGUGAAUGCCCAGGUAUAUUACAGAGGUAACUGAGGGAAUUACCUUAUUAUUUAUUGUUACUGUAGGUGAUUCACUUUGACAUUUUGUAAAAACAAUAUGGUUUGAUUUUUGUUCAUUCAAUUUAAUUCUCCAAUUUUGAGCCCAUGUAUUUAUUUGAUUUAAUACUCUCUGGAGUUUAGCAGCAGCUUCGACGGGAUUUUUGUGUACUGCUAGAAUUGCAGUAUCGUCUGCAAAGGUGGUGGUCGUUGUAUCAUGAUUUGUGGGUAAGUCGGCUGUGUAAACCAGAUACAGUUGUGGUCCCAGAACGCUUCCUUGAGGUACCCCUGAUCUGAUGGGAUAUAGUUUUGUAUAGGCUGACUCAAACUUCACUCGAAAGUGUCUUUCUGAUAAAUACGACUUAAGGAGUGUAUAUAGUUUCUCUGGUAAGUUCUUUUUCCGUUUAUACAACAGUCCUUGAUGCCAAACGUUAUCAAAAGCCUGGCUAACAUCGAGGAAUGCUGCUGAAUAGUAACUUUUUUCUUCAAAUGUUUUAUUUAUAACGUUGACCACUCUGUGAAUUUGUUCGACUGUACCAUGCUCUUUCCUAAAGCCAAAUUGGUUGUCGGGUAUCAUAUUUCUGUCUGUUAGUAUUUGUAGAGAUCUUUUUUCUAUUAUUUUUUUCCAUGAUCUUAGGCAAUACUGGCAUUAAACUAAUUGGUCGAUAUGAAGUGGGCUCAUUUGGAGGUUUUCCUGAUUUUUGUAUAAGGAUAAUUUCCGCAAUUUUUCAUUGGAUUGGGAAGUGUUUUAGCCUUAGUACCGCAUUACACAAUUGAGUUAGCAUUUUAAUUGCUUUGGUAGGUAGAUUUAUAAUUAUCUAAUAGCGAGCAACUUUUGUUCUGUUCGAUUAUUCAGUUGCCAGGUUUCACAUCCAUACAGUACCACGCUUUUAAAGAUACUAAUAUAUAGCUGUAAUUCCCUUUCUUUUGAUACGGUUCUUGACCAAAGUAGUAAGUUCAAAUCUCCUAUAACUUUCUUUCCUUUUUAUAAUUCUUUCCUCGAUUUCAAAUUCUGUCCUUUCACUUUGUUUAUUAACUUCAUCUACACUUAUGUACUGUGAGUAGAAACUCAGCACAUCAAAAUAUUUUUAUUCUUAUGAAAUAGAGUAUCUAUAAACUUAUACUUUAUGCUCAUACUCAUGAGAACAUACUCGUGAGUUUAUACUCCGUUUUUAACAAUGAAAGAUUACCCAUGAGCGAUCAUAUUAAACACAUAUUUUCUAUGUUCCAGAAAAUAAUGAACUGGUACCAGUACUAUAAGAACAGCUUAUAUAUAAGUAUUACAUGUACAUACUUGCGUUGGCCAAUUUUGUUUGUGAGACGGUGACAGAAAAAUACAGCGUGUUUUAUAUUAUAUUCGUUCAUGGGUAAUCUUUCAUUUUCCUCUUGUAUAUUUCGUUUGCUCUAUAUUGACGUAUAGGCCCCAUUUUUUGUAUUCUUGAAACAACCGGUUUCUCAUAAAUAUUAGAUGAUCUUUAUUCUGGGAAAUCACCCCCAUAUCGUAGUCCCUUAUUCACCAUAACGCUAUCGGAUAAUUUGUUGUUGAUUUUUGUGUUUGCUUGAAUGUUGUUAUAGAACUUUUGCACUGCUUUUAUUAAAGUUAUAUUAAUAGGGGAUUUUUCCAGAACUUACCAUAAUUUACACAGUGGUAUGAUAUCAUAUGCCUUAGUCAGAUCGACGAAUAUUAGGUGUAUUUCUCUGUCUCUGGCUACUUUUUUUUUUUUUCGUUGAGUUAGUUGAGCGUGAAGAUGUGGUCGAUGCAGCAUCUUCCUGCUCGGAAUCCUGCUUGUUGUUCGAUCUCAAAAGGUGCAUAUUCAUUUUCUAUUAGAGUUUUUAAAGUUUUUCCAUAUAAUCUGCUAAAGUUGCUGGUUACAGUAAUAGGUACAUCGAUAGUUCUUGCAGUCUUCUAUGUUACCCUUUUUGUGUAUUGGCGUUAUCCAUCCUUUUUUCCAAUUUUCUGGUAUGUUUUCUCCAUUUGUGUAGUUGUUGAAAAUUAAGGUUAUUGAUUUGAUCAACUUUGCAGUUUCAUUUUUUAUAUGUUCCGCUGGGAUUCCUACUGGAUCACAUGUUUUUUAUUUUUUAGUGAUAUUAUCAUUCUCUCAACGAAUUCGUCAUUUAAUUUAAUUUAAAAUGUAGUGCUUUGGUGAUAUAUUUAUGUAUUCCUGCCCAUUUGCUUGAAGUUCUUCUUUGUAGUGGGUUUUCCAUUUCUUUAAAUCAAUAAUUUGACUAUUUGCAUUAUUUCUAUUAUCAUUUCUUAGAUUUCGAAUAAACCUUCAAGUUUCUGAGAAUCUGCUUCCGCCUAGGUGACAUUCCACUUCCUUACAUCUCUGUACCCAGGUAUGGUUCUCAUUUUUUGAUAACAUUUUUUUUAUAUUUGGUUAAUUCUUCGCGGUAUUGGGUUGUAUCACUAUGUGUUUUGUGAUUUCAACCAUUUAUGAUACUUCUGUUGUUUUAUUUGUUUCUGUUGUUCAAGUUCAUCGCUCCAGAUUAUGUUAAUAUUUCUCCUAGUAUUUGAAAGCUCUUCCAUACCUAAUGCUUCAUUGGCUGCUUAAUUAAUCUCAAAUGUUAUUUUGUCGUAUAUUGUAUUGGUGCUACAUGUCAGGUCAAUUUGAUCAAGUUUUUGAUCCAGUCUGUUCUGGUAAGGAGACCUGGUGCUGUCGUCAUACAGCCCAGUUAGAUUAAAUUUGGUCUCUUUAACUAUUUUUUGUUCUUUUCCUCUUGCGAUAUUUCAUUUAUUCCAUGUUUGAAGGAGAUUUGAGCUCGAGAGAUUAGUAGAUAAUGGUCAGCUCCGCAUUCUACACCUUUGCAUUGUAUACCCUUGUGUCUUGGAUUUUCCAUUCUGAUUUUUGUUUUAUUAUAAUAGUCUAUUACCUCAAAGCUAUUACCUAAAAACAACAUUGAUAAUUAAAUUUUAAGUAUCUCAAAAAUCUGUCAAUCUGUAAUUAUAAUGUUGCUGAGGGAAAUCCAGAGUGUUAGAAACACGUUUUGUUUAUAUCAUCAUGUUUUACAGAUGUUAUGUUAAGAAUAUUAAUUAAAUAAUUAAUAAAAAAAGUCGAAUCGCUUUUCUGUGGCACAACUGUCUAGUGACGUUAGUAAUUUCUUUUUUGGGAAGGUCAGUUGCUAGACGUGACUGGAAAUUACUACACAACCAAACAUACCUGCUGUUAGCCAAUAUUAGUAACAGGAAACAUACAUAAAUAACAUAAACCUUACGCCAAUAUUAUUUAUUUACACCAUUAUAAUGUAUUGAUAACAAAUGAGAAAAUUAUUUAUUGUACAAAAUAAAAAUAUUUUGUAGAAAUAAACUCCACAAAAUUUUAUGAGAUUAGUAUACACUCCCACUAUUUCUAAUAAUUCUUCUUUUUUUUAAUGAAAGAUUAAGUUGAUUUGAGCAGUUAAUAGUGUGAGGUAGGAAUUUUUGUGUUGUAGGUAUGUUUCCUAUUCCGAAUAUGUCAAAGUAAACCUCGGUAGAACGAAUUUAGAUUACACUACUUGUUUUAUUGUUUUAUCAAAGGGAAAUCUAAUAUUAAAAUGAGUUCGUUGCUUACUAAUUUACAAUGGUUUCUUACUUUUUAAAAUCCAAUUAAAAAUUCUUGAAAAAAACUAUCUGUCAAAAACUGUCUCCCUCAGACAUUUUUUUUACUUUGUCAAACAAAAUUAGGUUUAUUAUAUCACAAUCUGAUAGGAAUACACAAAUUGCGUUGGCAAUUUACAAUAUGGCAUAAAAGACGCCAAUGAUUGUUACAUAGUUGUUUAUAUUCACUAGAUGUUGUUUAUUUUUCAAAUGAUUAGCAAUUGUUAUUUAAUAUUAAUUUUAAAUAAAUAAAUAAAUAAAUAAUAAAAAGUGUAA
Messenger RNA from Diabrotica virgifera virgifera (western corn rootworm), 16897 nucleotides. Its product is annotated as sensory neuron membrane protein 1-like. The record is from RefSeq and is a predicted model, not a curated record. Lineage: Eukaryota; Metazoa; Arthropoda; Insecta; Coleoptera; Chrysomelidae. Bases 380 to 1774 code for a protein of 464 amino acids. Gene Ontology annotation, molecular function: scavenger receptor activity. Gene Ontology annotation, cellular component: cytoplasm; membrane. The transcript is spliced from 8 exons.